AUGGUCCUGGAGGACGAUCAGGAGAAGCCCCUACCGCAGCCCAAUACGUCUUCACACUGGCGCUCUGUUAUACAUCACGGCUUGAUCAAUCACGAGGUACGUUCGUGGCAUUAUGAAGGCUCAGGGACAGACCUUGAUCCCUAUGUGGUGACGUGGAUUGAUAAUGACCCCCGAGACCCCAAGGGCUUUGCUCCCGCGACAAAAUGGUUUUAUACCGCGGUCUCCGCUUUGACCUUAUUCAUCGUCACCUUGGCCUCAUCAGGGUACACUGGAGGUAUUCCUUCCAUGAUGCAGCAAUUCGAUAUCAGUGAAGAACUUGCAAUUUCAGGAGUUUCGCUCUAUGUUGUCGGAUUUGCUGUCGGCCCGAUAUUCUGGGCUCCUUUCAGUGAGGUGGCUGGCCGUCAACUUACUCAUUUGAUCAGCUACUCCGUGUUUGCCGCUUUUAACGGAGGAGUGACGGCUGCACAAAACAUAGAGACCGUCUUGGUCUGUCGAUUUUUUGCCGGGUCUUUCGGGGCGGCAGGUUUGACCAACGCAGCUGCUAUCGUCGCAGACAUGUUUCCCCCUCAAUCACGAGGCCUUGCGAUGACAUUCUUUUCCGCAGCACCCUUUUUGGGUCCAGUACUAGGCCCCAUUACAUCAGGGUUUAUAUCUCAAGCGGCCCGUCAAGAUGGUUGGAGAUGGGCCAGUGCUCUCUUUACCCUUCUUUCGGUGAUCUUUUUGAUCUUGGGCUUUGUCAUCAUACCCGAGACGUAUGCUCCGGUCUUGCUGUCAGCUCGGGCUAAGACGCUUUCCCGGGCUACUGGCAUGGUUUAUCGCUCUCAUUUCGAAGCUGAAGGAGUAUCGUUGUCAUUCGCUGAAAGGAUGAAGAUCGCACUGACACGUCCAUGGCGAUUCCUUUUCGGGGAGCCGAUCAUAUUUCUCCUGUCGCUCUAUCUUUCUAUCGUGUAUGCCAUCCUCUACCUCCUCUUCGCCGCAUUUCCGGUGGUGUAUCAGCAAGAACGAGAAUGGAGCCAAGGAUUGGGUGGUCUUGCAUUUGCGGGCGUGGCGGUUGGAAUUGCUGCCGCGGUUCUGUUGAACUUUUCCAUUAACAAUCGCUAUCAGAGGCUCAAGAAUCCUACACCGGAGUCUCGACUCCCGCCUGCUAUGAUAGGUGGUGUUGCGAUAUCAGCCGGGCUAUUCUGGUUCGCAUGGACCAAUGGAAGAUCAGUCCAUUGGUUGGCCAGUAUCUCAGCCAGCAGUGUCUUCGGCUUUGGCAUGGUACUCAUUUUCGUGGCGAUCAACAACUACCUUGUUGACGCGUAUUUGCUAUACGCCGCAUCUGUUCUCGCAGGAGGUACAGUCAUGAGAUCGUUACUGGCAGCUGCGUUCCCCAUGUUUACGCCUUACAUGUACUCCAGACUUGGCAUCCACUGGGCCUCCACUAUCCCAGCCUUUUUAUCCCUUGCGUGUGCGCCAUUACCAGUCAUCUUUUAUUUAUAUGGGGCUAGGAUCCGCAGCCACAGUUGGGUUGCAGCGCAAGGUACUUAG
Exophiala aquamarina CBS 119918 is the source of this 1530-nucleotide messenger RNA. RefSeq lists its product as uncharacterized. Bases 1 to 1530 code for a protein of 509 amino acids. Gene Ontology annotation, molecular function: transmembrane transporter activity. NCBI's taxonomy places the organism in Eukaryota, Fungi, Ascomycota, Eurotiomycetes, Chaetothyriales, Herpotrichiellaceae. The record is from RefSeq and is a predicted model, not a curated record. The transcript has 2 exons. Gene Ontology annotation, biological process: transmembrane transport.